Molecule: messenger RNA, 608 nt
Organism: Paramecium sonneborni
Lineage: Eukaryota; Ciliophora; Oligohymenophorea; Peniculida; Parameciidae
Source: the annotation of a GenBank genome assembly
ACAUAAUCAAAAAAUAAUGAUCUAAAAAAGAAAUUCAUUGAAUAUAAUGGAAUUGCCAACGAGAUUAUCUACUGCUUGUACAAACCAAGUAUAGAAUAUCAUAAUUUAUUAGGAUGCACCAUCUCCAAUUAAAUUAAUUAGGAAACUGACAAGGCAAGCAUCUACAAUUAAUGGAUCAUCUACUAAAAUUUAGACUUGCACUUCAAUUGUUCCUAAUAAAAGUUAAGAUGUUAUCUAAAAAUGUAUUUCAAUUGUUGAGCAAAUUCGACAAUAAUAUCAAGAAAGGUAGGCUAGUAGAUUUUUUCAUAUCCGUUCUUGUUCUAUGCCUUGCGAUAGAGUUUCUGUUAUCAAUUAAUUGAUUGAUACAAUAUUACCUCAAUCUCCAAGGAAAUAGCAAAGAUCAAUAGAGUAAGAUUGAUAUUUUUAUUUGAAGGGGUGAAAUUCAAUCUGUGAUGAAUUAAUUGAUAGAAGAGAAGCAAUAUAAAUAAAAGGCAAUUGAUUAGAGAGAUAGUUUGACUAAAAGACAAGAUUAUUCUAUAUAAUAACUCGUAAGAUUUUAAGUAUAUUUAAAGAAAUCUCGAAUUGAGCAAUAUAAAAAGUUGAAUUGA